Messenger RNA from Kwoniella botswanensis, 780 nucleotides. RefSeq lists its product as uncharacterized. The transcript is spliced from 3 exons. The record is from RefSeq and is a predicted model, not a curated record. The coding region runs from base 1 to 780 and encodes 259 amino acids. Lineage: Eukaryota; Fungi; Basidiomycota; Tremellomycetes; Tremellales; Cryptococcaceae.
AUGCGAAUACAUCUACCGUUACAUGCCUCCCAAUUAGAUCCUCCGGCAUCCUCCUCAUCCUCAUCCUCAUCGCCAUUAAUCCAACUAGGCGGUGAUCUAGUAUUAGUGGAACUCCAAGGUGAACUGAGCUACGAGGGUGAUAAAUCAGAUGGUGUGAUAGGUGUAAUAGGACUAGAUAGACCGGACAAACCGACCUUGCAUUUAGGUCCACACCAUCUUCUCCACGGCAAGUUCAUCAACCUCCAAAAACCCUAUGCGGUGAUACGAAAAGUGAUAGGUACAAGUAAUCCAGUAGAGGGAACAACGAAAUUAGAAGGUAACGCAUCGAAUGAAGAGGAUGAGAACUCUUCAUCUUCGUCAUCUUCAGAAGAAGGAGAGGAGGAAAACCUAUUUGGACAAGAUGAACCUACCACACCACUCAAACUCAAGGACAUGGACUAUUCUUCCAGUCCUGUAUAUGCUCCAUUGACUCCUAUAGAUUAUUCGAGUGAUUUAGAGAUGGACCCUUCUUCUCCUGCUAGAUCAGAGUGGGAUCAGAGUGAACAUGAUGACCAGGAAGACGAAGACCAGGAGAGACCAAACAAAAGAGCGAAGACGAAAGUGAAUGGAGGAAGGAAAAUGACUAAAGUCGAAAGAAGGAUCAAAGAAAAACAGAAAAAAACGGAAUCAGGUGAGAAAGAUAGGACGAGGAGUUAUCAGGUCAUAGGGAUAGUUAGGAAGAAAGUGGUAUUUGCUUUGAGACCAGAACCUCUAGUCGCUCCUACUAUCUUACCGGAGUAA